GCUGUAGUUUCACAAUUUCGACUAUCAGUUUCCCCUGUCCAUCAUGAAGACGUGCGCUUUCUUCCUACUCGCGAUCUUUGCUGCCUCUCUGGCAGAGAAUCUCUGUCCAGAAAUUGACCUUCCGGAUGCGCCAGCUGUGCACUUCCCACACGAGUCGGACUGCUCAUUGUUCUACAAGUGCAACCAUGGUGUCCCUGUUCUGCACGCCUGCAGCAAUGGUCUCUACUUCAAUCCAGAACUAGAGGUUUGCGAUUGGAAGGAAAACGUUCAGUGUGAUCAUGAACCAACUGGAGCUCCAGAAACUUCCACUUCAGAAUCAACACCAGAGCUUCCAGAAACAACAGUGCCUGAAUCUUCUUUAUACAUCAUUGUUCGGAUCGCCGUUGAUGGCGAAGGACGUGUAGAUCUCCACCAUCAGUUUCAUCAUGUAGUAGUCGGAGCUUCCGGUGCGCGGGAUUCCGUAGCCGGCGUCGUUGUGCAGCAGGAAGAGCAUGUCGUCGGCGUGCGCCACGCCGGGGAAUCCCCGCGCGGGAAUCGACACGCGAUAUUUGUACCACUCGGGCGAAUCGUACGCAAAGUUGUACAGCCAAGUCGGGCCUCUGACGCCCACUUCCGGGUACUUGAGCCUCCCAAUCAGAGCCUUGUAGUUGGAGUGCCAAUACGAAAUGUCGCCUUGAAGCUGGAAAAAUCGGCAUCGAGUGACUCCAGGCGUGCUUCAUCAUCUCCUCGGGAGGCUCUGGAAUCAUCGUCAUCCUUGAUCUGUAGGCUUCCAAAGUCGGCCCGUAGAUCGAAGCUUCCUGGCCAGCCUCGUCGUCCAGCGCAACUUCGGCAUGUAUCCUCGAACGUAGAACGCGGUUCCGGACAUUAUGAUUGCCUUGUGGAAGAGAUCCUUGGACAGAGGCGAAAUCGUCUGAUAAUGGACGCUGCAUCCUCCCGCGCUGUAGCCGAACAGCGUCACGUCGCGAGGAUCUCCUCCGAAGGCGGCGAUGUUCUCCUGCACCCAGCGCAAGGCCAUCACUUGAUCCUUGAGUCCAGCAUUUCCCGGAACGCCAACUUCAGGAUCGUCGCUCGACAGGAAGCCCAAAGCUCCUGUUCGGAAGAAUCCGCCGGUGAUGAAGAGCAUCACUGGCUGAAGUUCGCACUCAAGUCGCGAGUUCUUCGUGUAAACGUUCAGCCUGAGGCAAUCUUCAUUCAACUGAUUGCGGCUUUGCUGGUGCUGUUUGCUCCCGCGGUCCUGGGACAAGCAUGUUCUGAAAUCUACCCGCCAGCGCUGUGCCAGGGCAUUGUGGGCAAUGCCUUCGUCAGCAGCCAUCGCGGCUGCCAGAACUGGGUGCAGUGCAUCGGCGGAAAUGUGGCCAACUGCGGAUUGUGCAUGGGUUACUUACACUUCGAUCCCUUGGGACAAACAUGCACUUAUCCCGAGAUUGCCCAGUGUGAGACAACAUCGAAUGUCACCUGCACUCCCGGAGAAGUGAGCAGAGAACCCCAUCCGACCAACUGCAACCUCUACUACCUCUGCACAGGCAAUCCAGACCAGAGUCCCAUUCAGCAGUCCUGCGCCGAUAAUCUGCACUUCGAUCCCAUCCUGCGCAAGUGCAACUUCCCCGAAUUGGCCAACUGUGAAGUCGUUGAACCGCCACCACCGCCACCCGGAGGAGUCCAGUGUCCCGAUGUCGAUGGCGUGGUUCUUGUUCCGGACGACACGAGCUGCGAUAACUUCUACAUUUGCUUCAACCGUCAGCCCACUCGCCACACUUGUCCAGCCACUUAUCACUUCUGCAGAGAUCAUAGAUUCUGUCUGCCCAUCGGACAGGCUGUCUGCAUCCUGCCGUCGUCACCCGUUCAGAGGAUCUUCGAGCUGAAGCCCCUGUCGAACUUUGAGUGUCCCUACACGGGAAUGCACUACUUGCCCUACUCAGGAAACUGCCAACGAUACGUUCUCUGCAUAGACGGCCAUGCCUAUGAGCAGUCCUGCGCUGAUGGCCUCUACUUUAAUCCCACAACUCUGCGUUGCGAACCUCAAGACAACGUAGCGUGCGCUUAUUGAAUGCCGAAGUCAAGUUCAUUCACCAGAUUAUGUUACUAACAAACUGUAUUACUUGUAAAUAGAACCGAAUAAACUCAAAAAC
Messenger RNA from Phlebotomus argentipes, 2129 nucleotides. RefSeq lists its product as uncharacterized. The record is from RefSeq and is a predicted model, not a curated record. The transcript is spliced from 7 exons. NCBI's taxonomy places the organism in Eukaryota, Metazoa, Arthropoda, Insecta, Diptera, Psychodidae. The coding region runs from base 44 to 2047 and encodes 667 amino acids. Gene Ontology annotation, cellular component: extracellular region. Gene Ontology annotation, molecular function: chitin binding.